Molecule: messenger RNA, 6413 nt
Organism: Balaenoptera acutorostrata (minke whale)
Lineage: Eukaryota; Metazoa; Chordata; Mammalia; Artiodactyla; Balaenopteridae
Gene: STK40
Product: serine/threonine kinase 40
Exons: 6
Coding region: 4319-5377 (352 amino acids)
Biological process (GO): protein phosphorylation
Molecular function (GO): ATP binding; protein kinase activity
Source: RefSeq, a predicted model, not a curated record
UUCGUGAUGUAACCUCGGGGUUGGGACAGGCUACGUGCUGCAACUACCCAGAGCCCAGCAGCGUCCCCAUGGGGAUUCUGACUCAUGGGGCCAGGGGAUGAGAUGCUUGCUUCUGUCUUUUGCCUCAUGGGAAUAUGGUGCUUGCUAAGAAGGGGAGCCUUAAAGGCCACAGAAAGGGAGCUCUGGGAAGGAUUUCAGCAGUCCCCCUGGUCCAUUCAUUUGUCAUGCCCAGUGGGUGCACAGUAAAUGACUAUAAAAAAUAGACCAGUAGGUGACAAAAUGACAGAUGAGCAAAACAAGGCUUUGUCGUGGGUCAGGUUCCCAGGAAACAGACUCUGAGAUGUACGUGCAGGAAGUUUACUGAGGCGUGCUCUCAGGGAGAAGGGGGCAGGAUUGGGCUGAGGGAGAAGCUAAACUCUGGGCAGUCACGACGGGGCCUCAGCCUGGAAAGCCAGGUGGCCCUUCAGAUGCCCCAAAUCAAGUCCGGGGGCACACGGCCCUGUAUCCCGACUGUGACCAGCCACUGAAUGCAGGCUGCUCCUGGGGGCAUAGCUUUGGGCAAGGCAGCUUCCUUUGGCUGAGAGGACUUCCUGGAAAAGGACACAGCUGUGAGUGGUCAGAAGCCGACAUUCCCAGCAGCAGGGAGAGAGCACCUCGAUAUUGGAGGGGAUCUGGGCGGCUCACCCCAGCACCCUCGGUGAGCCAGUGGCAGAGGGAGAUCACAUGAGGCUCCUGCCUCAGGCUGUCACCCCACUCAGGCAGAGGGUCUGGGCCCCUUCUGAGUGAUCUGGGGCAAUGGUAGAGGGACACCAACAUGCAGGGUCCCAGGACCGAUGGGAGGAGAGCCCACCCUGUGUGUCACCAAGAUCCUAGAAAUGCAGGGCCGGGAAGGGCACACCUCCCUCACCCGCUCUCCCUGAGCCUCUCACCCUCACCUCUCUCUCACCUCCCGGUGUUAAAGUGGGUCGGAGGGCUUGCAAAUGGCAGGCAGCACACGCCUCAUGGCAGAAGUGGUGUGGUGGGGGAUUUGUUCCACAACGUGGUUGCCCGCGCUGGAGGGGCCUGGGCCCACUAUCCCUGUGAAGUGGCCAAAGCCACACAGGUCACAGGAAAAGGAGCUCUGGGGAGGGGCAUGGGGCACCAGACCCUGCAGUGUCAGCCUGAGAUGCCACUGGGAGGAUGCUGCCGCCCCUCCGCACUCGGCGCGUCCCCAGCCCCGCCCGGCACUGGAGCCGCAGACAGCCUCCCGGAGCUUGCCGCCUGGGGCGACCGGAGGGCAGCUGUCACUGUACGAGGGCCAACGUGCAGAGGACGGAGCGGGCAGAGACUCUGGCCAUCUCAGUCAGUUCGUGAAGGAUGAGUAAAGAUUUGCCUGCCUGAGAAAAGUGAAGUGGUUGAAACCUGGCCCUGUCGUGCUGCACAGGGAGGAGGGAAGGAAACAGGAGUUCCAGGGCUGCUUGAACCCUUGACCGGCCGAGAGAGAGUUAGGAAAGCCAGGGAGGAGUGGGCCCUGGGGGUCAGACCUGGCUCACAGCACAGCACUGCCUCUUAAUUACCCUUGAGACCGUGAGCACUCGUUCCUUUGAUUAUUCACCUGUUGAUUAAGCCGUUCAUGUAUUGAGAAGCUGCUGUGGUACCAAGCACUCCUCUGAGCUUCCGUGUCCUCAUCUGUGAAAGCAGAGAUGAUUAUGCCUUCCUGCAGAGACUGGCCCUCGUAAGCGCACCCUGUGCUAGCCAGCCGGGCCUGCAGGGCCUCUAUGCUCGCUCCCUCUGGAGAUGAGGCCUGCUGUGUGGUGAGUGGCCAACGAGGAUGCCAGUGGCCAGGUCCCGAGGCACCCCGGCCCCAGCUCUGAACUGCACAAGGAGAGGAGGUGUCGGAAGGUGCAGACCAUCCUGGCCCUGAGAGCGUAUUGUCUUCAUGUCGGGAGGCUCGGGCCCUGGCCUUCCGUGGGAUGUUGGGCCAGUCACCAUCCCACUCUGGGCUGCAGGCUCACUGUUCACAAAGUCCGUCUGGCUGCAGAGCCCAUGGUCUCCCAGGCUUCCGUGCAGCCAUUCAUUGGCUCUAAGUGAGCGUCCCGAGGGUGCUUAUGGGCAUGCACCAUCAGGGGCUCCUGCGCUGCUAACCAGGCCAGCACCCCAGGCCUCUUUGUCUCUGUGGUGGCUUAGCUUCUGGCUCCCACUUCUCCAGGCCCCCCUAGGUUCUGGGAAUGUAGUCGGAAGGUGACACCUUUCUUGAGUAACGCCAGUGUAGCUAUGGCAGCUCUUCCGGGAGUGUCCAUGCGUGUGUGUGUGUGUGUCUGUGUCUGUGUCUGUGUGCGUGCAUGUGCACGCAGUGUGUUUCCCUGGGAUUGCAGAGCACCCGCACCUCAUUCAGACCCUGGGUCUUGGCUGCACAUCCUUUAACCCUAUAAUCCCCUGUCUGUCUUGGGCAGACAGCGGUUCUGGCCACCUCCCACUUGAGUCACGGGUGCCAGGAAGGCGCCGGGGGUGCUGCAGGGACCCACGCUGGCCGCCGAGUGCCUGCUCCCAUGUGUCCACGCGCGCACCCCUCCCCUCUUGGGGCCUCGCUUUCAUCCUUACGAAGUCAAGGGUGGACCUGGAGGAGCUCCAGCCCCUUCCUGCCCAUCAGGCCAGGCCCUAAGUCCAACUGGAGAGGCAGCAGAUGAGCUGGAGACUCCCAGCAGGACGGAGUGCUCCCAGGGAGGGAAACAGGGAGAAGGGUUUGCAAGGCAGCUGCUACAGCAAGUUCCCCUGCCGUGGAUAAAGGGCAAGGGUUGCCAUCUGAAAUUCCCUUUUGAGGUUGGCUGUGGGUUCUUUCUCCGUCCUUUCUUUUCCGCGUGGGCACGUUGCACGCCCAGUUCCUAGAAAAGGAGACACACUGUGGUAGCCCAGAGGGCCAUAGCUAAAGAGUGACUCACUGAGCGGGCCCUCCUGACGCAGAGCUCCCUCCUUGCACCCCUGCUGCCCUUGCCUCUCCUGCCAGGACCAGCCUGGGGGGUCUGGACUCCCAGGGAUCUGUGCGCCGCGCCGACUGGGGCAAUGGUGGCGGGCAGGGAGCAUCGCCAGGCUUCUGGAGGGCUGGGAACUGACCGUGUGGUUUCCUGUGGGAGAGGCUCCAACCCGGCCAUGCCGCCCACCCUGCAGAGUCUCGGCCGAGCUUUUCUCGAGCCCCACGGGCAGAGGGCUGGCAGGUCCUGCCGGCAGAGUGGAGUGGAAGGCCAGCGCGCGGGCACGUGUGCUCCAGGGCCUGUCGUCACAGUGCGGCUCCUCUCACCCGCGACCUCAGCACGCUGUGUUCCCUGGGGUCUCCACCGGUAACCUCCACCAGCUGUGCCCACCGUCUGAGGAUGACAUAUCAUCCGCGCUGGCCCUUAGUAAUCAGUCACUAUUUGCCAGGCCCUGGAUUCAGUGCUUUCCCUGGGAUUAUCUUCUUAUCUUGUAAAGUCCUAACACAGCCCUGGGAGUUAGGUGCUAAUGUUUUCCCUGUUUUACAGAUGAGGAAAUUGAGGUUUAACAGAGAUUAAAUAGCAUGACCGAGAUCACACAGCCAGGAAGUGGCAGAGCCAGGCCUAAAACCUGGGAAUCUGACUCCCAAGCCCACCAGACUCUCCCCUGAGCGGUCCUCCUCCCAGCGUCUCAGGCCUCCAGCUGCCGUGGCCAGCUCUGACCAGGGGAGAAAACGCAGUGCGUAUGCUGUGUGGGGCCCUCGUGGACAAGAGGCCCGAGCAGGCCGUGUUCAGUGACGUGGGCGGUUCUGAGCGGGAGCAGCCCACUUCUUGACGUGAUCCUUGCCCGAGACCCUUCGCCUGCCCUCUCAGGCUCUAGCUGCCCUGGGGGCCACCAGGCAGGUUUCCGUGGCAUCUGCCAGGGCAGGCCUGUACGGAGGGCGAGGGCCAGCGUUUCCAUUUGGAACGCCGGGGACAGACUGGCCUUUGUUGUGCACCAAGCCCUUGCCCGCAGAAUUCCCCAGGAAAGCUGAGGGGCUCGCGGAGCCUCGUGAGCGCAGCCGCACACACCUGUGCCUCUGAGCCAACCUCUUCUCCCCCUGGAGGCUCUUCUACGGAGAGGCCGCCCGAGGCCCCUGGUGGGGCUUCCCUUCCUGCCGUCCUCCCAGGCUUCUCCGCCCAGCCAGCCGGCUGUCACAGCAGAGGGGCCCUUCCUCCCUGUGCCCCCCGACACAGGCCGAGGAAGCUCUGCACCCUCACCCCGCGUCCCCAGGGGUGGCGUACGGCGUCCUCUCUGGGCCGGUUUUUGUUCUCGUUGUGAGCCUCCUAGAAAGGACCGGAGCCCAAAGCUGCUCUCACCACGGCUCUCUCAGAUGGGGAAUCUGUGGUUUUCUAGCAGUGCAGAGUCUGCUGUACAAGACAAGGGGACUCAUCGGAUAACCAUCACCAACUUCUGCCUCGGGAAGCAUCUCGUGAGCGAGGGGGACCUGCUGAAGGACCAGAGGGGGAGCCCCGCCUACAUCAGUCCAGACGUGCUCAGCGGCCGGCCGUACCGGGGCAAGCCGAGCGACAUGUGGGCCCUGGGCGUGGUGCUCUUCACCAUGCUCUACGGCCAGUUCCCCUUCUACGACAGCAUCCCGCAGGAGCUCUUCCGCAAGAUCAAGGCCGCCGAGUACACCAUCCCCGAGGACGGGCGGGUUUCUGAGAACACCGUGUGUCUCAUCCGGAAACUGCUGGUCCUCGACCCCCAGCAGCGCCUGGCUGCUGCCGACGUCCUGGAGGCCCUCAGUGCCAUCAUUGCGUCGUGGCAGUCCCUGUCCUCUCUGAGCGGGCCUUUGCAGGUGGUUCCUGACAUCGACGACCAAAUGAGCAACGCAGACAGCUCCCAGGAGGUGGCUCGGCCCAUGGCCACUCCCUGCCCCCAGCCUGGCUGGACAGCAGGGAGUCCACAGCCCCCGAUGGGCCCCCUCCUCGCCCCCAGGCUCAGAAGCCCCUUCUGGCCGGUCCCCUUCCACCUCCAGCCCACCAGUCCCUCCUUGUUUCUGGUGAUGCGGAGGCCUUUCUACACUUGGUUCUCUCUCUCCCAUCUCAGCUUCUCUGAGGUGCUGUACACCCGCAUCGGCCCUGGUUUCCUCUUCCACCCCUCACCGUGGUACCGAGGUGACGCCGACAUGGAUGGGAAGGGUGCCUGGUGGGGGGCUGGUGAGGGGUGCUCUGGGCCAGCUGUGAACAGGCGGCCCUGCUUGCACGCCGUCUCACUCCCCUCACUCCUCUGUGUUCAGAGAACUGUGGGGGCAUCUCCUCUCCCGCCCCUGCCUCGUAAUAGAGGUGGUGUCUCUCCCAGCAGACCACCAGGGGCGCCAGGGUCCUUCCUGGGGGCUGCAGGGCUCGUGGGGAGAAUCGUAGGGACUGGGGGGCCCAGCCUGGCUUGAGAACAGCCCUGCUGCCCUUUUUGAGCCGAGAUUUUGAAGUGGAUGCCCGUCUUGCCAGAAACGCUGUUCUCACCAGAAUGCCCUCCUUCCUGCUCUCCCACACUGGACUUGGCCCUGCCCAGUGCCAAGCAAAGACCUUCCCCUGGCCUACCCUCCCCAGGCCCCUCAGAGCAGCCGAGCACUCCCCUCCAGGCAGCCCUGGGCCCUCGGGCCCUUCCUGCCUGCCUUCUCCCCAGUGGGGAGGUGACAGAGGCCUGCGUGACCUUGUUUCCCAGGGUGUGAGCUGCCCCCUCCCCAAAAGCUGACUCACUGUGAGUGACUUGGGCAAGGUCCCAAACCUCCUUGUGCCUCAGUUUCCCCAUCUGGAAAAAAUGGGGCCACCUCUUGCCAGCAGUAGCAGGGCCGCCCACGCCCCUUCCUCCCCAUGCCCCCACCCCAGCACGUGGGCGCCUCGUGCCUCUGCCUCAGUGGGUCCGUGGGAGCCCGCCUGAGCCCAGCACUUACUCCCCUGAGCACCGGCUCAGCCUGCCUCAGCUGUCCAGCUGCUGAGAGCCAGGGUCUCGUGCUGGGGUGGGGAGGGGCGGGGGUGGGGGGCGGGAUGCCCUCUUUUCUAUAUUUAUUUCAAAAAGAAGUCUCCUAAAGGAGUAGAAAUGCAGUCCGGCCCAGGGCUCACAGCCCCUGUGACUGUCCUCCCGUGAGGGCCUCACCCGAGCCCCUCGUCCGGCAGCCUGCCCAGACCCUCCGGGCCUGCUUGCCUGGUGGUCUUUCUCCUCCUUUUCAAAGCAAUAUCCUCCAGGUCUGCAAAGCCUGUCAGACAGACUGGUCCCUUCCAAGGUCAGCCCAUGUGUCUGAGUAAUUUCUGGCAAAGCAAAUGAGAGGAGUUUGGGUCUGCCCUCACUGGGUGUCACACGCUGAGAGAAGUCCUAUUGUAAAAAAACAAAACGGGAAAAGUCACAAAAAAGUUUGUAUAAAGUCAUAUUUUUGUACUACAUGGGGACUCUUCCUGCAUGUCAGCAAUAAAACUUCCUGAUCUGGA